This is a messenger RNA of Arabidopsis arenosa, 2886 nucleotides long. NCBI's taxonomy places the organism in Eukaryota, Viridiplantae, Streptophyta, Magnoliopsida, Brassicales, Brassicaceae. The record is from the annotation of a GenBank genome assembly.
AAAAGAAGUAAGUUGAGAUACGAAACUUCCGACGAUAGUUAUGAAGCUAGGAGUAGCCACGUCACGAGACCUAUCCUCAGCCGCCAGAUCACCAACCCCUUCACCGAAGCAGUCAACGUUCUCCGCCGCACUACAACUUCUUGUACGAAACCAUGAUUCAUCUCUAUUUCCUUCUGAUUUCUUCUUUGGCACAGCUUCUUCUGCUUUCCAGUAUGAAGGUGCCUUCUUAACCGAUGGAAAAGGUCUGAACAAUUGGGAUGUCUUUGCCCAUGAAAACCCUGGGAAAAUAGUUGAUGGGAGCAAUGGAGACAUAGCCACGGAUCAAUAUCAUCGAUAUAUGGAAGAUAUCCAAUCAAUGUCUUUUCUUGGAGUCAACAGUUACAGAUUAUCAAUUUCCUGGUCUAGAGUCUUACCUAAUGGAAGAUUUGGAGGUAUUAAUUAUAAGGGAAUAAAGUAUUACAACAAUUUGAUCGACGCUCUCAUUAGAAAAGGGAUUACACCAUUUGUGACGUUGAACCAUUUCGACUAUCCUCAAGAACUCGAGAACCGGUUCAAAAGUUGGUUAAGCUCCGAGAUGCAGAAAGAUUUCGCGUACUUAGCUGAUAUAUGUUUUAAACAUUUUGGAGACCGAGUUAAACACUGGAUCACGAUUAACGAACCAAACCAACAAAUAAUCUUAGCCUACCGAAGUGGUUUAUUUCCACCAUCCCGGUGCUCCAUGCCAUACGGAAAUUGUACUCAGGGGAACUCGGAAACUGAGCCUUUUAUAGCCGCUCAUAAUAUGAUCCUCGCACAUGCAAAGGCGAUUCAAAUAUACCGAACCAAAUAUCAAAAAGAACAAAGGGGAAUCAUUGGCAUUGUGGUACAAACAUCAUGGUUUGAACCCAUAAGCGAUUCGAUUGCGGAUAAAAAUGCUGCAGAGAGAGCUCAAUCAUUUUAUUCAAAUUGGAUUCUAGAUCCCGUUGUAUAUGGGAAGUAUCCGGAAGAAAUGGUGAAUAUACUUGGAUCAGCUUUGCCGAGAUUUUCGAGUAAUGAAAUGAAUAGCCUAAAUAAUUACAAAUCAGACUUUUUGGGUAUUAAUCACUACACAAGUUACUUCAUCCAAGAUUGUUUGAUCACUGCUUGUAAUUCUGGAUCUGGAAAUGGAGCUUCUAAAACCGAAGGAUUCGCCCUCAAAUUAGACCGGAAAGGCAAUGUUUCAAUCGGUGAACUUACUGACGUCAAUUGGCAGCAUAUUGAUCCUGACGGUUUCAAGAAGAUGUUAAAUUACCUUAAAAAUAGGUACCACAACAUGCCAAUGUUCAUCACAGAAAAUGGUUUCGGAAACUUGCAAAAACCCGAGACGACGGUUAAAGAACUUCUGGAUGAUACAAAAAGGAUACAAUACAUGAGUGGAUAUUUGGAUGCUUUGAAAGAAGCAAUGAGGGAUGGAGCAAAUGUGAAGGGAUAUUUCGCAUGGUCACUAUUAGAUAAUUUCGAAUGGUUGUACGGAUACAAGCUUAGAUUUGGUUUAUUCCACGUUGAUUAUACAACUCUGAAAAGGACACCAAAGCAAUCAGCUUCAUGGUACAAGAACUUCAUUGAACAGCACGAGAACAUUUUAGGAGAUUCAUUUACAUUUCCUUCUGAUUUUCUCUUUGGCACUGCUUCUUCUGCGUACCAGUAUGAAGGUGCUUUCUUGACCGAAGGAAAAGGAUUGAACAAUUGGGACAUAUUUACGCAUGAAUAUCCUGGGAUCAAACCAUUUGUGACGGUGAACCAUUUGGACUAUCCUCAAGAACUCGAAAACCGGUUUCAAAGUUGGCUGAGCCCCGAGAUGCAGAAAGAUUUCAUGUACUUGGCUGAUACAUGUUUUAAACAUUUUGGUGACCGAGUUAAACUCUGGACAACAUUAAAUGAACCAAACAACCAAAUAAUCCUGAGCCAUCUAAAAGGCACAUUUCCACCGUCUCGCUGCUCCUUACCAUAUGGAAACUGUAGUCAAGGGAACUCGGAAACCGAGCCUUUCAUAGCUGCGCAUAACGCAAUCCUCGCACACGCAAAGGCGGUUCACUUAUAUCGAACUAAAUAUCAGGAAGAGCAAAAGGGAAUCAUCGGCAUUGUGGUGCAAACAUCAUGGUUUGAACCCAUCAGUGAUUCUAUUGCGGAUAGAGAAGCUGCAGAGCGAGCUCAAGCUUUUUAUUCCAAUUGGAUUCUAGAUCCGAUUAUAAACGGAAAAUAUCCAAAAGAAAUGGUGAAUAUACUUGGAUCAGCCUUGCCGAGAUUUUCAAGAAAGGAAGUCGAGAAUUUAAAGGAGUCGCAGCCAGAUUUUGUGGGCAUUAAUCACUAUACAAGUUACUUCAUUCAAGAUUGUUUGUUAUCAUCUUGUAAUAUUGGAGAUGGAGCUUCGAAAGUGGAAGGAUAUGCACUCAAGUUGGACCGAAAGGGCAAUGUUACCAUUGGAGAACUUACUGAUGUAAAUUGGCAGCACAUUCAUCCUGAAGGAUUCCGGAAAAUGUUGAAUUACCUAAAAGAUAGGUACCACAACAUACCGAUGUUCAUAACGGAAAACGGUUUCGGAGACUUGCAAAAACCCGAGACAACUGUAAAAGAACUUCUAAAUGAUACAAAGAGAAUACAAUACAUGAGUGGAUACUUGGAUGCUUUGCAGUCAGCAAUGAGGUAAAGAGACUAUGAAUUGUGCAGUGAAGAAAACAGUUAAAUUCGUUUGUAAAAGUGACAUCGUUUUGUUGUUUUGCAGGUUUGGCUGAAGGAACGAUGCCGUUUUGAGGAGCCUCUGCAUGAUGCAUCCGUUGGAGUCUUGUCCUUUUGUGAGGAUGGUAAAUAUUUCGUUUUGGGUUUGCUAAUUUUCAGGAUUGGAGUUCAGAGUAAAGUUUUUGAUUAUCU